GCCCCGCCAGACACGUCGGCCGAGGACGCCCGGCUGCGUCCGCCUGGGCGCCUUACGGGAUGGUGCCAUGGCGCGGCCGUCGGGGGACGCGCAGCGCCAGGAGCCCGAACAACAGCCACUGCCGCUGGUCUCCUACCAGCACGUGCCCGUGCAUCUGGCCGGCGGCGCGCCCUGGGGCUUCUCCCUCGAGGGCGGGCUGGAGCACGGCAAGCCCCUCAUCGUCUCCAAGGUAGAGGAUGGUGGGAAGGCAUCCUUGUCGCAGAAUAUGUGUCCUGGGGACGAGCUGGUGAACAUCAACGGGACGCCCUUGUAUGGUUCUCGGCAGGAGGCCCUCAUCCUCAUCAAGGGCUCCUACCGCACCCUCAAGAUGAUCCUCCGGAGGAGGGUUGUGCCUCUCAUCAGGCCCCACUCAUGGCACCUGGCCAAGCUCUCCGAAGUCCGGACUGAGGCUGACACCACCAUGCCCUUCCCGGCCGAUGCCUUCAACCUCUCCUGGCACUCAGGCUGCGACCCCAGUGAUCUUCCCUUGCCCUGGAACCCCCUCGCUCGCCACUGCAGCACAGACAAGAGCAGCUCCCUUGGGAGCAUGGAAAGCUUGGACCAGGUUGGCCAGACAUACUACGAGGGCAGCCUCUCUCCCAUUGACCAGACCAUGUACCAGAACAAGCGGGACUCUGCCUACAGCUCCUUCUCAGCCAGCUCCAACGCCUCCGACUCUGCCCUGCGGCCCGAGGACGGCGGUGUCCCCGAAGGUCUCCCACCAGACCCCCGUUACCUGCAGACCAGUGGCGAAGCUGUGGCAGUGGUGGGCCUGCAUGCCUGGCCCAGCCGGCCUGCCCCUAGUGCCAGGACAGCCCCCUGCCUUCAGGACAGUCACUUCCCCAGCUCCACCAGAGCUGUUGUGUCCACCCCUCCCCAGCCGCCAGUGAGGCAGGACAGCCUGCGAGCCUGUAACCUGCCCCCAACCAACGCAGAAGGCCGUCGGAAGGACUCCCCUCGCCUCAAGGCCCGCUGGACCUCGGACACGCUCCUUUCUGUGCGAGGCAGGGACCCCGAGCUGGCCAAGGAGUCACCCACAGAGCAUUACUACUUGCUGAGUUCUCAUGCUGACCAGCCCACCCCCAUGGAGAAGGAAGCCCAGAGUGCCAACUCCCUUCCGGGUGAGCAGAGCAGUGGGGAACACCCCUUGGGCAAGCCUCACACAGGCAGCCAGGACCCCUCUGUGACCAAGCCAGGCAGCCCCGAGGGUGCCUGCCAGCCCCACUGGAAGGCCUGCUGGGCUGGAGCACUGAGCCAUCGUCACAGUGCCCCAGAACACCUGCUGGCGGCUCAGCUGCAGGCUCUGCACGUCUCCUGCCCCCAGGAGGGCUCUCACUGGACUGUGUCUCCACUGCACGUGGAGCAAAGGAGCAACCCAGGGGCCCAGCAGAGUCAGGGCUCCCCCAGAAAGGCGCAAAGCCCCCGUUCUGAAAGCAGCUGCUGCCACAUGGGGCCAGAGCGACCCAGGAGUGCCUCUGUCGAACUGGCAUCCUCCCCGCAUCUGCAGCCCACUGGAGAUGCCAGCACAGGCCUGAAUGAGGCACCCAGCAUGGAGGCAUCGGCAGAGGUGGGGCAGGAGGAGGAAGGGAGCAUCGUGGGCACCAGGAAGGGGGGCUCGUCUCAGCACCGCUCAGCCCAUAUGCGCCGGCGCAGCGACCGCUUUGCCACCAACUUGCGGAACGAGAUCCAGUGGCGCAAAGCACAGCUGCAAAAGGCGAAGGGCUCCACUCCACUGUUGGAGGAGGGGGAGUCCAACCAGGAGGCAGGGGAGCCCCCCGGCAACCCCCCUGUCCCUCCUUCCCUGCCCCACUCUCCUCCGCCUCCCAUGCCCAAGGGCCGGCCUCCUGGCUUGACCCAGCAUAGAGCGCUACUUCCCAGGCGCUGGGGCUCUGAGCUGAGUGUCUUUGCAGCAGACAGUGGUUCCCCCAGCCCCAGGAAGCCCCAGGGAGCUCUUCCACCUGGAGGAAGUCAAGGGGGCCGCUGGAGGUGGUCACCAGAGCGCAAGCUGCAGCCCCACCAUCAGAGCCAGCAGGUGGCUGAUUCUGGGAGCCCCUUGCCGCCCCCUGAGGACUCCGGCCUCCUGCCUUUUGCUGACCGGAGGAAGUUCUUUGAGGAGACAAGCAAGCCGCUGUCCUCUGGGGGCUUCAGCUGCCAGAACAACAGGCCAGCGGGGGUACCCCUCCCCAGGAUGGUGGACCAGGACUCCUUCCAGCCAGCCAGCUCCGAGCGCAGGGACCAGCGCCGCCACUCUGUGGACCAGCCCUACAGGCUCCUGCAGCCCCCGCCACCCCACACCUACCAAGACUUCCUUCCAGAGGUGCCUGCCUUUUGCAAGCCAUUGGCCCAGUGUGAGGAAGACUGUGAUCACUGGCGCCCCCUUCCCUGCUCGCGUGCUGCCCGGGAAGGCUGUGCUUGCUGCUAUGGGGAUCGGUGCCCCGCAGCUCAUCACAGGAACAUGCCGGCAGCAUCUGGCCACUGGGCCCACCACUGCCACUCACACGCCUGGAAUCGCUGCCGCGGCUGCUGCUGCUGCCCAGCCCAGCACAAGUUCUUGGAGGAGGGGGGACCGUGGCAUGCGAGGAAGACCUUUCUAGCGGACUUUUCCUUGGGUGAGUGGGAGCCUCCUGCACCCAGCAGGAAGAUGAUGAGCCCGUCCAUGAGUGAACUCGCACAACACAAGGUGGGCUUUGCGAGGGUCAGCCCCUUCUGGACCUGCUCAGAGGCCUCCGAGGCAGAAUGGCACCCUUCCUGCCACGCUGGGCCCACUCACAGCCUCUCUUGGGACGGCAAGAGGCCUGGGCGAGCAGCAGAGAACCUGGCCUACAAAGAGGACCCUGCCACCCCUCACAGACACCCCUUGCGCGAAAGGGCCUACUCAGAGAGCCACCUCUGUGCAGAGCAGGCCGGUGCUUCUGGGAGGGAGAGACGAGAAGCCCCUCUGGCCAAGCUGGAGGAGGGGGCCCGGCUGGAGUCUCCCCGGGCAGCCAAGCAAAAGGGCCUGCCCCCUCCACGGCCCCCGCCACCAAACUGGGAGAAAUACCGCCCCGGCCGUGCCUCCCACAGCCAUCUGCUUCCCCCCAAGGCUGGCCCACACCCUCACCUGGAAGAAGCCUGUGCCCACGGCCAGAGCAGCAGCGAGGUGGCAAGGCAGCGGUCUCAGAGCCUGCCUCUGGAGCAGCUGCGGGGGGAGGCCGGCCAGCAGCUCAGCCCCAGGCCUCAGGAAGCCCCCCACUCCCCCUACCACUACAACAGUUCGCCACUCCGAACCCCAGAGUGGGCAGUGCCAGAUGGGAGCAGCCAGAGUGGGUCGUCCAGGCAAGUAGUGCAUUGCUUCCUGCCUCUUGGGGCUCAUAGGUUGUGGGCAUGGGAUGGGGGUGGUGGUCUGUACAGAGGGGCAGGGAAGCCUGCGUGUUCCCCGGAAGAAGCAGCAACACCCAGGCCCCUGUGGGAAAAGGGGAAGGAUGGAUCGGCCAGCAGGACCCCUGAGCCGGUGUCAGCCAGCCCCUCCAGCCUUGCCUCCAAGGAGCUAGAGGGGGUUGAAGGAGAUGCCUGCUGCCCAGGUACAGUGGGUUCAGUGCACCCCUUCCGCCUGAACUCGGAAGAGCUGAUGAGGGACGUGGCAGGCAGGGACCGCUCCCUGGCAGGAGUGCUCAGCCCCACCCUGGGUCUGGUGACGGCAGCGGAAAUGAUGGGGGGCCUCUUCUCCCCCAGUGAGGGUGCUGUGUGGCCCCCUCAGGCCGUGGGACUCUCAGCCAGGCAACCCAGCCAACCUGUCUCCCCAACCUGUGGAGGAGCUGCCAGCCCCACCUCCUCCUGCUCUGCCUACUAUAACCUGUCCGCCGGUAAGGCUGAGCUACUGAACAAGAUGAAGGAGUUGCCUGAGGGGGCUGGAGCCAGUUCGGAGGAGGAAGAGGUGGACCACGACUUGGCCAGGAAGAAGGUGCAGCUGAUUGAGAGCAUCAGUCGGAAGCUGGGGGUGCUGCAGGAGGCUCAGCGGGGCUUGCAUGAUGACAUGAAUGCCAACAUGGUGCUGGGCAGAGAGGUGGAGAACCAUGUCAAGGGGGUCUGCAAGCCCCAUGAAUAUGAGAAGUUCCGCCUCUUCAUCGGAGACCUGGAGAAGGUGGUCAACCUCCUGUUGUCCCUCUCAGGGCGGCUGGCAAGGGUGGAGAAUGCCCUCAGCAGCCUGGACUUGGAUGCCACUGCGGAAGAGGAGAAGCUGGCCCUCCUGGAGAAGAAGCGGCAGCUGAUGGCGCAGCUGGAGGAUGCCAAGGAGCUGCAGGACCAUGUCUCCCGUCGGGAGCGCUUGGUCUUCGCCAGCGUCUCACGCUGCCUUCCUGCUGAGCAGCUGCAGGACUACCAGCACUUUGUGCGCAUGAAGUCAGCACUCAUCAUUCAGCAGCGGCAGCUGGAGGACAAGAUCAAACUGGGUGAGGAGCAGCUGCGCUGCCUGCGGGAGAGCCUGCGCAGGGGGCCCAGGGAGUACUAACCAAAGCCAGCUGGGCUUUCCUGCAUCGCAGGGGCUGGGCUACAUGACCCUCAGGGUCCUCUCUAACCGUACCAAUUCAUAUUCAGCUGGUGCCUCCCUUAGGGGACUGCAAGCCAGCUUUGUGUUCACAGUGCCUUCUUGCUCUCAGGACAAUUAUAAUCGUUGCCAAAGAUUGCUAUGCCAGAUCACUGCGUCCCCACCCCUCCUCUUCCAUGGCUGAGGUUGGAGGCUCAACCAAAGUGUGCUUUGCUGGGAAGACAAUGACACCAGCUGCUCAGGAAGGUGAGGGAGGGAUUCCUGGAGCUCCACUGGGAUGAGGACUCCCAGGGAGGCAGCCUGAGUGCCUUGGAUAACUUUCCAUCUUCUCCCCUCUGGAGCCACCAACCCCCCAGCCAAGGAAGCUCCCCUAAACAGCAGCAUAAUCCUCUGGCGCCCACCGCUUAUUUCAAGGCCUGGCUUGCCUUUCCUGCCUCCUGCUGCACAAUUAAUUAAUUUAUUCCUAUCUUAGCUUUCCUUCACCGAGAUAGUUGUGAGGGGUGGGGGUGGGUGACUGGGAUGGGCCAACACAAAUCUCAGCCACAUCCCUUGAGGGCGACAUGUCCUGCAGCUCUCAUUGGUAUGUUAAGCUUAGGAUGUGUUGUGGUGGCUGCAGAGGAGUCUGUGUCCCUUCCCCUGGCCUCUGGAAGUGGCUUCUCUGCAAGGGUGGGGUUUUUUGUGGGAGGGAGGCUUCAAGCACAGAAACAGCAGCCCUGCAUGCUUUCCAGUUCCUUUUGUUGCCUCCUUCCUCUCCUUCCCCUCCCAGCACCUCAAUCUAAAGUUUCUCUUGCCAAGUUUAAGGGCAGGAAAAAAUUCCUCAUCUUUCCCCAUAUCAAGAUCUCUUGCUGGGGAGUUGCUGUUUCAAGUUGUUUUGAGCUCUGCUCAUUUCCUGCACAAUCGUGGGGGGGGGGGGGGGGAGCUGAGGACCUGUUUGCAGAUCCUCCUCCUCCUCCUCCCUCUCUCUGGGUCCCUCAUGGCCUGGGGAGCUGCAGCAAGCCCCUUGCACACUGCAGAUUGGCCGCUGCUUCCUUGAUCUGGCACCGAACCCUCCCAGCUCUACCCAGAGGCAAUCGGAGGAACCAGUGAGGGUAGUGAAGGUCCUGUGUGAGUGUCUGGAGGCAGUUGGAGGAUAGAUGGUGGCUAACAAAUUGAGGUUGAAUCCUGACAAGACAGAAGUACUGUUUUGGGAGGAUGGGGGGACGUGUAGGGGACUCCUUGUUCCUGUACAGGGUAACUGUGCCCCCAAAUGACCAGGUGCGCAGCCCGGGAAUAAUUUUGGACUCACAGCUGUCCAUGGAGGUGCAGGUCAAUUCUGUGUCAAGGCAGCUGUUUACCAGCUCCAUCUGGU
Podarcis raffonei (Aeolian wall lizard) is the source of this 5909-nucleotide messenger RNA. It is a transcript of the gene SHROOM4, whose product is annotated as shroom family member 4. The record is from RefSeq and is a predicted model, not a curated record. The transcript is spliced from 11 exons. Gene Ontology annotation, biological process: actin filament organization. Bases 68 to 4525 code for a protein of 1485 amino acids. Gene Ontology annotation, cellular component: cortical actin cytoskeleton; adherens junction; apical plasma membrane. Gene Ontology annotation, molecular function: actin filament binding. NCBI's taxonomy places the organism in Eukaryota, Metazoa, Chordata, Lepidosauria, Squamata, Lacertidae.